AUGAAUGAGAAACAGAAACACCAAUACAUGCCUUUUCUUUUCAAUAGUCUCUCAUCCUCUUUCAUGUUCCAUCGUAAAAAGAGUCUCUCUCUUUGCAAAUCAAACCAAAUAAUUGAAAUCAACAUAAAAAUACUGAGAGAAAGAAUUUACCACUCCUUAUGUGGCGGUGGUGCUUCGGAUCUGCGAGAGAGAUCCCGUCGGAAAGGGCGUGGUAGUGUUUUUGCGGCGGAGACUGGAGGCUGGUUCGAAUGCGGUGGUAGGAGUUGUUGUAUGCACGGAGGAGUUGCUGUUACGAAUGACUUCUCGUGGUGGAGGGUUUGGUCGGCACUCAGUUUUCGUCAGUGGUGA
Messenger RNA from Vicia faba (fava bean), 348 nucleotides. The record is from the annotation of a GenBank genome assembly. NCBI's taxonomy places the organism in Eukaryota, Viridiplantae, Streptophyta, Magnoliopsida, Fabales, Fabaceae.